CAUUUGGGCGGGGUCAUGUCCAGCUGCUCCUUGGAAAACAGAAACGACUGGAAGCUGAACACCCCAUCCCGUCAGGCGGCAGCCUCUUCCGCCUGUUCACCUGCAGCCCAGCACAGAAGCAAACGAAUCGAAGCCUUUGGUUUGCAAUGUCUUCUUUAUUUUAUCAGAAGUGGCAUCCCAAAAUGUGAAAGUGUCCCGGUGUGUUGAAGAGACCGUGUUUCAGCUGGGAUUCAGACGAUCCAAAGGUGGCGCAGCGGACGUGGUGGUUCAUCGACAGGUGUCCUCUAAAGGAUCAUGUGGUUGGCCUGGCCUUUCCUACCAGCUCUGGUGCUUCUCUCUGAGCUCUCUGUGGUGAAAGUUCAGACAGCACCAUGUCAAACCUGCAGAAAACUCACUGAAAGUUUCAUAAAGGGUUUAGAGAAAACUGCCAACAAGAACUUUGGAGGAGGAAACACUGCAUGGGAGGAGGAGAAGCUGGCCAAAUAUGCACACAGCGAGACUCGGCUCUUGGAGAUAGUAGAAGGUGCCUGUGAGAAGACAGAAUUUGAAUGUAACAAGCUGCUGGAGCAGAUCGAAGACCAGGUGGAGACAUGGUGGUUCCACAGGCAGCAAGAGGCUCCGGAUCUUUUCGAUUGGCUCUGCAUAGAAGAGCUGAGGCUCUGCUGUCCACCUGGACGUUAUGGACCUGAGUGCAAAGAGUGUCCAUCUGGACCUGGGGGAGUGUGUGGAGGUUUGGGUCGAUGCGAGGGGGAGGGCACUCGUCUGGGAGAUGGCGAGUGUGUGUGUGAUCCAGGAUACUCAGGCCACCUGUGCCAGAACUGUGCAGAUGGCUACUACAGAGAGAAGAGCUCCAACGACAGUUCAGGAGCCUGUGCAGCAUGCUACCACUCCUGUAAGAGAUGCAAAGGACCACAGGACUACAAAUGCCUGGAUUGCAAACCUGGCUGGAUCCUUCACAACAACAAAUGUGUGGACAAUGACGAGUGUGGUACAGAGCUGGCCCGCUGCCCUUCCAACACCUACUGUCACAACACCGAUGGAUCAUAUGAAUGCAGAGGCUGUGACCCGGCGUGUGUGGGCUGUAUGGGCAGUGGUCCUGCCCGCUGUAAAAAAUGUGCACGUGGCUACAGAUUAAAAGGAGCCAAGUGUCUCGACAUUGAUGAAUGUAGUGAACGAGCAAUAGCAUGCCCGGGGCUCAACGAGGCCUGCAUCAACGAGGAGGGCUCCUUCCACUGCGACUGUGCUGACGGCUUUAUCCGGAGAGACAGCAUUUGUGUUGAGAAUAAGCCCCCGAUUGACCCAGAGAAAGGCUUGUUUGAUGACAUGACCGAUGACGAGAUCCUCGUCCUGCAGCAGAUGUUCUUCGGAGUUAUAAUCUGUGCAAUCGCUACUCUCGCCGCCAAAGGCGACAUGGUCUUCACGGCCAUUUUUAUCGGGGGAGUAGCCGCUAUGGCCGGAUACUGGCUGACGGAGAAAGGAGACUACAUGCUGGAUGGGUUUCUGAAGGGACGUUAGACCGUCUGUUGCUACGAUUUAACACAAGGACCCGUGGGUAGAGGUGACUCAGCUGGGGGUGGGAAUCUGCCUUCCCAGUGCCAGAUCUUCAGGGAUUUACUGGUGACGGUGGAGUUGGGAGUCAUUUCUGUUUGAGUUGAGUUAUGCAAGAAAAGGGGAGAGCUUGAAGCCUGUGACGCUGUGAUUCUGCUGUGAUCUACAAGAGCCGAACCAACUUAAAGACACCAACUGGCUUUGAACUUAAAACUCUGAUAUGCAUCUGGAUGUCGAGCAAGAAAACAUUUUCUUUUGCACCGUGAAACCCUGCAGCCAUCAUGUCUGUUUCCUUUUUAAAGAUGAGAUUGUCCCAUCUGUCAGAUUACUGUUGCACUUCAGAUUAUAGCUGUGGGCAUGAGAUUAGGUGAGGGAAAAGCAACUCACUCAAAUUACCCAGAAACUGUUGUGGGAUGAUGUUUUGUUACUGUUUAUUUUUACUGGAUGACUUCUUCCUUCUACCCGAUUAUUUAUUUAUUUAUUUAAUUGCAUUAUAAUAUUGAAAGAGAGGUGCUGCACUGUUUAGAGUUUUCCUUUGUUGGCAUGCAACAUGUUUGUUUUAGCUGUCAGAUCGCUGUUCUUCAUGUUUAAUGAGUGUGUGAGGGAAUGUGCAGAAGCUGAGUUUUGGUUCAAACGUCAAGAAUCGAUUCAAUUCCGAUUCUCAAGAGUCUGAAUCGGUUAUCACGAUCCAAUCCCGUAAAUCUGUUAUUGAUGAGUCAGUGCUAUUAAAAUAUUUGUUUGAGUUCUUA
This is a messenger RNA of Nothobranchius furzeri (turquoise killifish), 2297 nucleotides long. RefSeq names its product protein disulfide isomerase CRELD1 (gene creld1b). Gene Ontology annotation, molecular function: calcium ion binding. NCBI's taxonomy places the organism in Eukaryota, Metazoa, Chordata, Actinopteri, Cyprinodontiformes, Nothobranchiidae. The record is from RefSeq and is a predicted model, not a curated record.